AUGACAGGCAAUUCAUCCAUGGAUCGAUGGAGUGGUGUUCUAAAGGUUCGAUUGGACCAUAAUAGCCUGAAUUACUACAGGGUUGCAGCAUCUCUAUGCUUCUCUUCUACUUCCAAAACGCUAACUGUUCCUUCUGCAAAUGCCAUAUUCUUCAAUGGAGAUCGAGUUCAAGGAACCAGGAAUCCGGUGAUUGAAAGACUGUCUGAUUUGCAGAAAAUAGCUGAUGUUUUGGUUUCUAAAUUUGGCGGUUCUAUCAAUGCUUGGGUUAUUGAGGCUUCCAUUUUCAGUGGUCCUUUUGCUGUUUACAAGGACUUCAUUCCAUCUGUGAAUAAAUGGGGGGAACCAAAAUUAUACUGCCCAACUGGAUUCCCAGCCUCUUCAGCAACCGUCUCACUUUUAUCAAAUUGUCUUGAAGAGGCAAAGAAAGUGAUUUCAAGUAGCCAGAUGGAACUUCAUUCCACUAGCAUAUCUUCCUCACAGCCCAAAACUUUUCUCCUUGGGUUUAGCAAGGGUGGUACCGUGCUUAACCAGCUUGUUACUGAACUGGGAUUCUUAGAACAAAAAUCCAUGGUAAGUCCUACCCACAUAGAAGAA
Rubroshorea leprosula is the source of this 594-nucleotide messenger RNA. Lineage: Eukaryota; Viridiplantae; Streptophyta; Magnoliopsida; Malvales; Dipterocarpaceae. The record is from the annotation of a GenBank genome assembly.